AUGACAGCCAUCAAUGACACACAAUUCAGCUCUGCAGUGUUCCUCCUCACUGGGAUAGCUGGGCACGAAGACAUCCAUAUCUGGCUCUCUAUUCCCUUCUGUUUAGUGUACGCUAUCUCGAUAGUAGGAAAUUCAGUCAUUCUCUUCAUCAUAAAAACAGAUUCAAGCCUCCAUGAGCCCAUGUACAUUUUCCUUUCCAUGUUGGCCCUCACAGACCUUGGCUUAUUAAUAGCCACCAUGCCGACGAUCCUGGGAAUAUUCUUGUUUAACUCUAGGGAGAUUAGUCUCCAUGCCUGCUUGGCCCAGCUGUUCUUCAUCCACUCUCUUUCCAAAAUAGAAUCCUCUGUGCUGUUGUUGAUGGCCAUUGAUCGCUUUGUUGCAAUCAGUAACCCAUUGAAAUACACUUCCAUCUUAACUCUGCCAAGAAUAGCUAUAAUGGGACUAGUGUGUGUGCUAAGAGGGGUGGCUGUAAUGGUACCACUCCCCAUUCUUCUGAAACAGUUCCAAUACUGUCAAUCUAAUGUCCUCUCCCAUUCCUACUGCCUGCAUCAGGACAUCAUGAAGUUGGCUUGUUCAGACAUCACAGUCAACAGCAUCUAUGGCUUAUGUGUUAAAGUCUUUACAGUAGGGUUGGAUUCAUUUCUCAUCUUUGUGUCUUAUGUGAUGAUCCUCAAAACUGUGCUGAGCAUCGCAUCCCGCACGGAAUCCCUCAAGGCCCUAAACACCUGUGUCUCCCACCUCUGCGCCGUCCUGCUCUUCUACACAUCAGAUAUCGGCCUAACGUUGCUACACAGAUUUGGGGACAGCUCUUCUCACUUGCUUCAGAUUCUUCUGGGCUACAUCUAUUUUCUGAUCCCACCCUUGAUAAAUCCCAUCGUGUACAGUGUGAAAAGCAAACACCUGCGUGGGAGAAUAAUCAAGGCAUUUGUCAAGCGAGGGUCAGUUCAUUGUUGA
Messenger RNA from Pelodiscus sinensis (Chinese soft-shelled turtle), 954 nucleotides. The record is from RefSeq and is a predicted model, not a curated record. Lineage: Eukaryota; Metazoa; Chordata; Testudines; Trionychidae.